AUGGAUCUACAUAGAUCUACGCCCUCCAUAGCAAAAAGGUGUCCCUCGAUAAUUAGGCUUGAUUCAGUUGUUGGUGAAUUAGCGAUUUUGCUACCUGAGUUUUUGGAAGAAACUAAAGGAAGAUCACUAAUUGCAAGUUGGUGCCCUCAAGAGGAAGUGCUUAGCCACUCCUCCAUUGGAGGGUUCUUAACUCAUUGCGGCUGGAAUUCUAUAAUCGAAAGUGUUUGUGCCGGGGUGCCUAUGCUUUGUUGGCCUUUCUUUGGGGAUCAGCAAACAAACUGCAAGUAUACUUGUAAUGAAUGGGGCAUUGGCAUGGAGAUUGAUAAUGGUGCCAAGAGAGGGGAAGUGGAGAAGAUUGUGAGAGAGUUGAUGGAAGGAAACAAGGGUGAGAAAAUGAAGAAAGAGGUCAUGGAGUUGAAAAAAUUGGCCGAAGAGGCCACUGGUCCACAUGGGUCAUCAACCAUCAACUUAGACAAGUUGUUGAGUGAUGUGCUUUUAUCAAAAUGUUAG
This is a messenger RNA of Corylus avellana, 510 nucleotides long. NCBI's taxonomy places the organism in Eukaryota, Viridiplantae, Streptophyta, Magnoliopsida, Fagales, Betulaceae. The record is from RefSeq and is a predicted model, not a curated record.